Molecule: messenger RNA, 15574 nt
Organism: Lymnaea stagnalis (great pond snail)
Lineage: Eukaryota; Metazoa; Mollusca; Gastropoda; Lymnaeidae
Source: the annotation of a GenBank genome assembly
CACACGGCAUUUAAUGUAAGUACGUUCGAGACGGUUGGUAAGUUUCUCCAUAUGUCUGGUAUCUCUCACUGUAAUAUUCACCCAGUCUGACUGACAUUGUUCUAAGCUUAAUUGUAUAUUUAUCUGUUUCCUAUCGUUUUAUCCAGAUAUCUUUCAACUUACACAAGCGAAUAAACGCCUAUUUAUAGGGCCUGUUACCUUGGCCAGCUGCCAUCACUUUGCUUGCUGUUAUAACGCAGAUCCAGACAGCAUUUUUAUGACUUUAUCGAGUCAAAACGGUAUGUAUUCAGAAUUAUGGUUGAAUUUUUGUUUUCUGGUAAAUGAAUAAUAUACCCUAAGAGCUUUGAUACACAGAAGUAUGUUAUUUACAAAAGGACUUAGAAGAUAUCUGCCAGUGACCAGCAUGACGGCAGCAUGUCUCAGACAAACACAAAUUACACCUAGAAUUUGAAGUAUGCCAUACUAAGUAUGGCCAUCAUGAGAGGCAGUGAAAACUAUUUUUGGCUGAAUGUGUGUUCCACUUGGCUAGGCAUAACACGAUUAAACAGUUUUAUUUUAUGCAUCUUAUUUUUGUUUAAAAAAUAGGCAUCUUGUAUAUAGUAUAUGCUACAGACCUGUUUACUCUUACGAUUUUGGCGUACAAUGUAUGAUUUUGAGGUGUAUAGAUUGUAUAUGUAUGCUUAUUUUUUACUAUAAAUAUAAUUUAUUGAAUGAUUUUCUGAUGAUAUUGUACGAUUUUAAGAGUUUGCGGGUAAACAGAUCUGAUGCUAUCAUUAUUUUCCUGCCUUAAUUUUAAUUUGAAAAAAACAAACUAAUUUAAAUUUAAUAAAGUGACUGGGUUGGGUGAGUUGAGCCCAUUGAAUAAUUGCAUAUUCCCAUGGCUUCAACACUUCCUGUUUCCACCUUUUUACAGACAACACACUGUUGUCAACAGCACUUGCGACUGCAGGCCGUUGACAUUGACUCUUCUUGCAGCAUUGCAGCGUAUCUAGAGAGAUACAAUAAUUUUGCUAUGUUAGCCUUGAAAUUUAUCCAUGAGGAAAGAAGCCUAUAUAGGAAAUUAUGCUUUGUGCUCUACCCAUCAUGUAAUAUGCUUAUGACGCGUCCCGCAUUACCCAUCACAGGCAAAAAAACGUGUGGCUAGUCCCAAUUUUGAAAAAGAUAUUACGUUUUUUAAAGUUUAGAAGCCAUGAGGCCUUUAGUGUUUUAAGGAUGUUUGGCCUGUUUUGUUCCAAACAUCUUCAAUCUGUAUAAUUGCACACCAGAAAUGUAGCAAGUUGGCUUCAACAUAACAUAAAUUUGUUACUUUACCCACUACUGUCUGCUUACUACUGUCUUAAUACACUCAUCAUACUAUUUAACCUCCUUUGACAAUUGCCCACAUUAAACCUUUACAACAAUGUACCACCUUCUGCUAUAUUAUACUUCUGCUGGGUGCCUAUUGUAGCUAUCGCUCUAGCUCAAUAAUUUGUAAAAUUUAAAAAAAAAAGAUCCAUUCAGCAGUUGCCAGCUGCAAAAAUCCCACUUAAAAUGUAUGAAACAUCAAUUAGGUAUCAGUCUUAAAAAAUUCUUUUAGCUAAAUCUAUUUCAAGGUGCACUAAUUUAAUGUGACCAAUAUUCAUAGCUGAUUCUGAAAUAUUAGUAAUGAGUGCAAAAUCAAAACUUAUAAAUGUAAUUUAUCUAAUUCUAAUCAAAAGCAUUGUAGUCUUAAUGUCACCUCUUAUCUGGAACAUUUUUAACUGUAGGCACAUUUAACAUUUUGUUAAAAAAUAUUUGUAAUUUCUCCUGAAAUAGUAUUAGUUAUAAUCUUCAGUUGGCUGAUUGAAAAUUUUGAUUUGAACAUUUUGAAAGAAUUUCUUUUUUUUCUAAUUGUUUUUGGAUGCAUAAUAACUGUUCUAUAUUAAAUUAAAAAAAAAAAAAAAAAAGUAGGCCUAGGCUAUAGUAUAUAUUUACUCAAUUUAAAGGUACGAUGUAUGAAUUGUUUUAUAUGACACUUUAUUUAAGGAUCAGUCGGGUAAACAUUUUCACCUGGUACCAACUAUUUUUGGAUUCCUUUUGCUGAACCUGAGUACUGUUUGUACAUUAUUCAUGUUGACACUGUAUAUUACAGCGUAUAAUGCCAUGUCUGAGUUUAAUGUGACCAUUACUAACUGGUUAAUUAUAAUUACGUCCAUUAAAAAAAUUGUUUAUCAACAUUUGAGAACUAUCAAGCUUUAAACAAGCUAUUAAGUUUAAAAUUUGUGAUUUUGUAAUGAUUGUUAUGAUUUUGGAAUGAUGUAAACAUGUCAGAAUGCAUGCAGAUCUAAUGUUAUAUUGAGUAGAUAUGAAGUUAGUGUUGAUAAGCAGCUGAUGUAUUUUUUUUUCUUUCUGGGUUAUGGUUGGGAUAUAGUAUUCCAUUCCACAAGUUUGAAAUUGACACAAUUUAAACUGCAUAACCAUCCAGCCUCUCAAUUUAAUAUGCAAAUGAAAUGAAUAUCUUUAAAUAUUUUAUUUUCAAAUAACUUUUUUGCAUAUAUGGAGGUGUAUACUUGAAAAAAAUAAUGUGAUAUUCAGUUAAGGCAAAAUAUCAGGCGAUUUCCCGUUGUUCCUUACUUUAAACUGCUUUGAACUCAUGGCAAAAUUUUAUUUUUAUUCUUUCUGUGACAGCAGAGGUACAAUCACAGAAUGAAUUUAGAAAUGCAUAAAUUUCCAACAGUUGCAUUUGAAACAUUAUACGUAAUCUGAAACACAUAGCUUAAGCCUAAUCAGAUGUUAAAAAAAAAAGAUUGUAACGUAUUCUCAGGACUUAGACUUAGAUCACUUUUACUACUAAUUAUAAAAUUAUUUUAGGGCUUAACUGGCUAAUAUGAUGUAAUUGCGAGGGUUGCACCAAUAGGUAGGCCUAUCAGCCUACUGAAAAUAUUAGAUACAAAUAAUGCGAAAUAUUUAAAAAAUAUUUAAAAAAAAGCUCUAAAAUGCCAUGACCACUUUUAAAAUGACAGUUAAUCUUGUUUCCUAUUGAAAAAAUCUUUCUGACUAGUACCAGUGGUUGAAUAAUUAAAUCUUUUGUUGGCUGAAAGAUAUAGAAUAAUUUGUUUCACAAAAUUAUGGCAACCUCUGUAAAAGGCAAAUAUUGAGAUCUAAUUUACAAUGUAAAGAGCUGAACUCUCUUCAUGAUAGUGAAUGGAACUCAUGUGUUGAAAGUCUUAUUUAAUUAUGUAAACAAUUAUUGUCACAUAAUAAAGUUGUAUAGUUAUUACAGCUCACUCUGCUGAAGAUGGAAUUAUGUUCAGAAUUAAUUUAUAAUGUAUUUAAGGAAUUUAGUAUGAUAUUAUUAAAUGAAAUAAAAUUGUAUUCAAACGUUAUUUGUUUUAUAGUUAUUCAAAAUUUAAAAUUUCAACAUCCAUAUUUCCAAACAAAGCAGGCAAAUUGUUUCUACAGUUAAUUCAUGAUAAAAAGGUUGAAUCAGCUGAGCUUAGACUUCUACACAUAUUGACAUUGUUAUUCAUAUGGAAUGUAACUAAAUUGAGUAAUUAAUAUUUUUUAUUAUCGACAAAAUUGGGAAGUGCUGCUAGUUCUACAUUACAUUAAGUUAAAAAUGGAAACAUCCACUACCACCACACACACAAUAGUAAUAUAUUUUUCAGAAUAAAAAUAAAUUUUGUGAUUUGGGUGUAAAUAAUUUUUAAAACCUAAAGUAAGUGAACAAAUAAUUCAUGUUACUAUCUUCAUUCUGUUUUAUUUUAGAAAUGAGGAAUUUCCCAAAGCCUUAUAAAUUAUGCAUUUUCUGUAAGUUCUCUGGAUAUUUCUUGUGUUAAAAUUGGUUUUGUUUGGUGAUGGUCUUUAUGGAUGGUUUUGAGUUAUUCCAAUGAAUAUAAACAUUUUAAAAGGUCAGAAUAUAUAUCUUUUUAGCUCAAUGGCAAUUCUAAUUGUUUAAAAUUUUAAAUUUUAAAUUAUUUUGGAGAAAACAACAUUACUCUUUAAUUCUAUUACAACAAAACAAAUCCAUAAAUUUUAUUUCCGAACAUUAACAUUUUUGUUAUCAUUUUGAAGGAAAGCUAUACCUUCCCCCAUUUUAUUUUACAGUAUAUUUUGAAUUGUAGAUAAAAUCUGUUAUGGAUAUAGUUGAUUUGUAAGAUAAAAGUGGAUAAAUAAAGGUGUUAACAGAAAUUAUGCAAACAUUAAUAUUUGAUAUAUCAACUGUGUGUGUACAUCAGUAACAUGCCCAUGCCACUGCUAAGUUUCUGGUGUGCUCUUUAAGUUUAAGGGAUACAGAUAAUACAACACCUGACCACCUGUUCUAAAGUUAAGUCCGAAGUUAUGCACAUUUUAAUUGUGAUGCUGACGUUUAUGAAAUGAAGCAGUAAUAUCCUGUGAUAUUUUUUAAUUUUCAAAAUUCAUGAAAAUAGGGAGUUGAUAGUUUUAGCAUGGUUUCUCUUCAGAUAUAACAGGUGGUCUGAUCCUAGUAUUACUCUUUACCAGUUUGAAAAUUAACGUUGUCAUUGCAUGGAAUUCUUUUCCUGUUUCUCCAACGAAAGAAUUGUCAGAAAUAUCGAAGGUAAUCAUCUUUAAAAAAGAAAUCUUGUGUUAGCAUAUAAACUUGUAACAAAUUUAAUAUAUAUUUUUUUUCAUAAUCUGUUUUCUCUCGUGAUUACGGCUCUCUGGUUUAUGAUAUAAUUUGCUUUAGCUUGCAUCAAGUCAAAACCUGGAUUUAUUAAAAGAGCAAAAGGUUUUUGAGUGAUAGGAUGUGUCUGAUAUUGUUAUUUGUUUUCUGAUUGUAGAAAUUACCCAAAUAAAGCAAAAAUAUUAAUAUAAUAUAUAUUUUUGUGAACCUGCAUCGUCAUAUAUAUAUUUUUUUUUUACAAACAUUCAAAUUAAUUUUCCUAAGGACUACAAGGAAAUAUUUUUUUGAUGGACAGGGUGCCAACGAAAAAGUUAUGCGUCAAAAGACAUUGGAAAUUAAAACUUAAAAAUAAAGCCACAAAUUAAAUAUAUUUUUGAUUUUAUUUUAAUUUUUCUCCACACAUUUAUUUACUUAAGAUGGGGGCAUUACAUAUACAGACCUGUUUACUCUUACGAUUUUGGCGUACAAUGUACGAUUUUGAGGUGUAAACAUUAUUUAUACUGUAUGUUUAUUUUUUACUAUAAAUAUAAGGGAUUGAACGAUUUUGUGAUGAUAUUGUACGAUUUUAAGAGUUUGAGGGUAAACAGGUCUGCAUAUGAUAAAAUAUUUAAGCUUAAUUCUUCUUUCUUCCCUUUUUAGAGCCCUUGGUGUGGCACUCUGAAACCAUUGAGUCAAGAUUGUUGGCACAUAGAAGCGACACCACUUCCAACGCGUAUAUGAAGUUCACAGUCCCCCAGAAACAUCUGAGUAAAGUUGACAGCAGUAUUCAUAGGAAGCGAAGACCAAUUUAUAUAAACAGUCAGCAAUCAUGUCUUUUAACAUUGACAGAAGUAACACUGAUCCAUUCUACCGCUAUAAGAUGCCUCGGCUCAUAGCUAAAGUUAGUCUUAGUACUUACCACUACUUUGUACAUUUUUUAGAUUUUUUUUUUCUGUAUGGUACAUUGUUGGCAAAUUUAUUAAUGCAUUAGAUUUAAAUUGUCAAAUUGAAAUUCAUUUCUGGGAGUUUGAGAAUUAGUGAUUACAUAUAUGAUUAAAUAUUUUUUUUUUGAAUAACUUACAUUUACCAGGUAGAGGGAAAGGGAAAUGGCAUCAAAACCGUGAUUGUCAACAUGACAGAAGUGGCUAAAGCAUUGUCCAGGCCUCCAACCUGUAAGUUUUCUUCUGCAAAAAUAAUGUUACAUUAACUUUUUUAACAAGUUUUUAUUCAUUUAACACUGGAAUUUACAAAGUAAAGAAUUAUUAACUCACUCUAAGCACAUGACUUUCUUAUCUAAUCUGAAUUCCUGAACAAUGGGAAGUAAUUUUAGAUUCAACCAUAUUUGUAAGAAUUUUUUUAAAGCUCCUACUUGUUAAUACAUUUUAAUAAACUAACAGAGGUAUCUAGAAUUCAAUGUAGUUAAAGAAAUAUUUAACAUUAAUGGUAAAAAAACAAUUGACAAACAAUUUUUAGCAAGACAAACUGUGCUAAAACAUAUGGAUAUAAAAAAAUACAAACUUGAUUGAAAUCAGCUAUCAAUGAAGUUUCAGACACACAUGAUAUCAUUAACUCUUUCUCUCCGGAUCAACACUCCCAUCGUUGAUUUUAAAUGAGGUUUCAGGCGAAAGGACGAUGAGAUCAUUGAUGUAUAAAAACCUGUUUAAUUUGGUUCUUUUCUUAGCUAUUGGUUUUUAAUUACUUUUAAUCAAAUCUAGCAAGAUUUCCCUUUGAUAAAUAUCCGGUUUUUCUUUAUUUUAACGAGUUUUUACCUAGAACGAAGUGUUUGAAGAGGUUAAUUUUGAUUGUCCAUUUUAUUUUUGUUUACAAACAUGAAAUCUUAACCUGACCCAUCUGGUGGUCGAUCUAAUAAAGGUUGAAAAUAUUACUCUGACGAUUCAGACAGUGAUUUUAUGAUUUUGGAUGCAGAGGCUGUUUCUGAUUUUAAUCCUAGUUCUACUAUUAUUAGUGAUGAAAUUUUUAAGUCAUCAGCUGAUGAACAACCCGCUAAAGUGCCUUCUAGAAGAGCUAAUACUGUUCCUACUAUAAAUAAUGUAGAUUCUAAAAAGAAAGCUGCUGAUCUUAGCACUAAAACUGAGUGCAGUUUCAGAUUUGAAAAAUGUAGGUGUAAAUUAGGAGCUUGUAUUGUGACAAGUAACCUUCACUAUUUUUUUUACUUUGCUAGACACACAUAUUAUUCACAAGCUUUUACAAUCAAUAAAUGAGUAUGCUUCCUACAGAAUUAAAAUCAACACUCCAAGACUUAUCGAAGCAAAACAUGUGCCUAUUAAGUAUUAGCUCCAAAAAGGGCAGUAUGCAAACACUAUAGAACAGGGCGAACUGUACCGGUAUACGUUUGUGCUGGAUGUUAGUCAAAUCCACACAUCCAUAUGGAUUCAGGCUUACCAUAGCUAACGCCAGAUGAAAUUUUCCAUUUAACAUAAUAAAUAUUUGUACAUACAAGGAUAUUUUCUCAUAGCAACAGAUUGUUUCCAGUGGAAAUAAUUUGUUUUUUUUUCUGAAUUUUUAAAAAAUUUUUGGCGGUGACAAUGGAUAAUGUGCUCUGGUGUUUCUUUUUUCUCUUUUUUUAAUGUGAUCUUUAUUAAUGCACAUAUGGAUAUCGUUAAGAAAAAAAACAAUUUUGUUACUCUUUGGAUUAUAUAUUUCUCUUUGUAUGACUUGGAAUGUGAGUUUUGUGAACAUUUGGUGAGUUUUUUAUUUAAAGUUUUUAUUUUCCUUAAAUCAUCACAUUUAUAUAUUAAAAUUUAAACCCAAGGCUGUAUUGUCUGUAAAAAGCAUGCAUUCGCCUUUAAUUCCAAACCAACCAUAACAUUUUAUGAUGAAAAACAAAAAAGUUAUUAUGGUUCAGAGAUAACAUAGAAGUGCGUAACAAAUAUGCAAAAUCGAUAAUUCCGUCAGAAACUACCGGUAUUUCCGUAGAGAAAGAGUUAAGUGAAAUAAUGCAAGAGGUGUACCAUGUGAAAUAAUGUAAUAGGUGUGUCAGCACACAUUUGGUCUCAUCUGACAGGACAACCCAAAUACACAUUAAGUGGCAUAAAGGGAAUUUAUUAUUGUUAUAAUAAUAUAGUAGUAAUUAGGCUUUUACUAUUUAGUUAACACAUUAAAAAAAAUAUUUAACCUUUUUUUAAAAAAAAAUCACAUAAAGCUUAUGCUGUGUUGCACAAUAUCCUAAAGCUUCUAAAUUUAUAGAUUCGGUUUGAGUUUGAAAGAGUGUUAACAUUUUAAAUUUGUAUUUUUGUUAAGCACACCACUUGGAACUGUUAGGGGCUUAUAACUCCAGUUAUAAAGUUAUAGCGCUGCUUUUAUAUGAAAUAAUAAUCCUUUGGUAUGUCCAUUUCAUUUGAUAAGAUCCUACCAAAUUUUUUGGCUGUGAACUGGGUGCUCAGACCCAGUUUGACUCAAAAAAUGACCGCUACAUUGUAAAUGGCUCACAUACUGACGAAAAACUGCAAACUUUGCUGGAUGGGUUUAUCAAGAAAUUUGUCCUAUGUCCAGAGUGCUCGAAUCCAGAGACCAACCUUGUGAGUUUUAAAAAUAAAUUUCAAUAUUAAAUUUAAGAGCAGUAUUUAAAUUUUGGAAUGUGAAUUUUCUUACCAUACCUUAUUUAGUUGUUAUAUAUAAUUUAUAAUCCUCAUGACUUUAUAAAUGAAGAAGCUACGUAUAAUUGUUAAUUUUCUCCCAAAAAGGUUGUGCAAGUGAAGCGUGGUACUAUCAUGCAGCGCUGUAUAGCCUGUGGAUAUAACGGCUCAGUGGACAUGAGGCAUAAACUGACCACCUUUAUUCUAAAAAAUCCGCCUGACCAGGUAAAGUUCCAAAAAGUGCUGGAUAAAAUCUUAAGCUAUUAAAAUAAAAUUAUAAACAAUUCCUUUUUUUAAAUUGAAGUUUCCAUAUAUUUGCACUACCCGGUACUUUGCAUACUAUUUUAACAGGUUCAUUCAUUGUGUUUUUUUAGAAAUUUACAGUAUAUACACUUAAUUUGGUUCUUUUGACAUAAGUCUAAUGUAAUUACAAGGACCCCAAUGCUGCUACACCAAGCAAAGGAAAAAGAGGUAAAAAGGAAAAAGGUUGUAAAAAGGAUGAAGAUGAAAAGGAUGGCACAAGUCCAGAGGCCACCCCUACAACAGCACAAGAGCAAAUGGCAGCAAUGAGAGAAUCUGGAAACAUGAUGAAUUUACUACCACCAACAGUAGGUGUUUUUAAAAGAGAAUUAUCUGCUGUAUUUAAAAACUAAAUGUUAAAACUUAUCUGUAACAUUUUGGCAUUUGCAUAAUAUUGAACUUAUCUGUAUGAAUUUACCGGCAUGCUUCCUCUGAAGUCACACAUCUGAAUGAGAACUAAUAAGUCCCCGAUUUUGCUACAAGAACUCACUGAAUGGCUGUUUGAAAUAAUUUAUUAUAAAUGUCUUGUGUUCAAAUUGUUAUAUUUUUGAGCUGAAAAUGUAUAAUGCAAUAAAAAAAAUUUCCAUUUAUUUGGAUCAAUAAAAGAAUCUUAUCUUAUUAAAAUACCUGAAGAGAUGAUGAGAAAAUGUAUGGAUUCCCCUACAUAAACUUCUAUUGAUUGAUAACACAUACUCUGAUCUUCAUUUUUUAAAUUUUCUUAGUCCAGAAUGACAAAUUUUAAUCAUUUAAUAAUCAUAAAAUUUCAAAUAAUCAAGCAAAACUUAGUGUAGGUUACUGUUAAUACUUAGAAAUCACAUGCUUUCAGAAACAGAAAGGCGAAGAAGAUGAUGAUGACUGGGGUGAUGACUUUACUGAAGAAGCUAUUAAGCAAAGGAUGGAGGAGCUGUCAGAUGCUGCUAAAGGUCUAGCUUUUACGGAUGACUUGGAAAAAUCAGCUGAGGAUCGUUUGAAUAUGAUAUAUGAACUGAUCAAAGUAAGUUGCUUUAGCUAACCCUUUUUUCCUUUUGACAUUAUGUUUUAAUGUUUAAGAAAUAACAAGAAUAUGAGAUCUAUGAAGUUAUGAUAAAACAUUACAAUUAUAUUUUUAAAGAUAAAGAAAGAUGAUGAUGAGUUGACCAAACAAGCUGCUAUCAAAGAAAUUUUCUCUGAAGCGGAGAGACUAGAAGUGAAAGAAAAAGUACCUUUGGUACUUGUGGAGCUUCUUUUAAAUGAAAAAGUUCUGGUGCAAUUGCAGAAAUACAAAGGUCUCUUUCUAAAGGUAAGUCCUGCAGUCUCUUAUCACUGUGCUUCUAGUAAUAUUUGAGUUUGUUAAAGUUAUGGAAUGAUUCUCCUAACCAAUUUUGGGAUUGAGAUUAUUCUUACUUACUAUUAACAUUUUAUUCACACUGUCCAUCUUUAGCUUUGGUGCUCAUUCCCAAUAUUUAAAGUAAUUUUUUUUUUUUUCAUUUCUGGUUUUAGUUUUGUGUUCAGAAUCAAAAAGCUCAGAAAGCUUUACUGGGUGGCCUUGAGAUCCUUUUGGCUAAAGAGUAUCCUGAGCUUGUUCCAAAAACAAGCCAUAUUCUCAAAGUACUGUAUGAUCUUGACAUUCUUGAAGAGGCUGUUAUUUUGGAAUGGGGCAAAAAGGUAAUAAUGAGUGAAUGAGUUCUAUUUGUUGUGUCUUACAGGUCUCAUAACAUCUGUGGUGUUAACACCGCAGUGAAUGUUGUAUAUUUAAAAUAUUUCAAAGGGAACACAACUUAAAAAAAAAAUUAAAUAUUUAAAAAAAACUUAACCCUUUACAGUCCAAGCCUAUUCAUCCUUGUCUACUCCCAGCGCCCAAGCAAGGGGACAUACUCAAUUUUAAAUGAAGGUUCUUUAUCUAAUUAAUUUACAGAAAAUAAAACUAGAAGCCAGAAAAUAAAAUUAAAAAUAACUUUGGACAAAUAAAUGCUUUAAGCAAAAGUUGCACCUAAAAACAGUUUCGGGGACUCUCCCACUUUGAUUUGUGAACUAUUCUCAAACCACUCUGAUCUUGCUGAUCAGUUGGAGUGGAAUUAAUAGGUCAAAUGUCAUCAAUGUCUCUACUAUUACUAUAAUCUUCUUCACUUGAAUCACUAUUACUAGAAGCGUCUUUAAAAUUAAUGUCUAUAUCAGAUUCUUCACUAUUGCUGCUAGACUUAUGAAAUUGUGAAGCUUCAUUAGGCCUAAGUUCUUUCAAAAUUUUAUCCAAGGCUUGGAAAGCGAUUUUUUACAGCGAAAAAAUCACAACUUUUUUCGCAACUUAAAAAAAAAACAAUAGCAGAAAAUGAGCCCCGAAACACACCGCUUUCAAACCAGUAUUAAAAUAAAUGGUAAUGCCCAAUGGAUUUCCGCUGUGUUAAGAAUGAAAGUAAACAACCUCAAAAUGGGCGGGUUUGGCCGCAACGGACUGUAAGCUUAAGGAAAAAAAAUGGUGCAUUUCAGGCUUAUCGGACUGUAAGGAGUUAAAUUAUUUAUUAUAAACAAAAUCCUUGAAGAAAAAACUUGACAUUUUGCUGGUUAAAAAAAAAUUAUAGUAAUUAUAAUUCCCUCUUCCCAAAAGUUUCCAUAUGCACCUAAAAACUCCCUAAUGUUUUAGUGGUCGCUCUAGGUCAUAAUUAUUUGUACCAGCUGGUACUUUAUAAAAAUGAAGGCAUGAUGAAACUUUUAAUGGAUUCCCCUUCAUAUUUUUUAUGACUGAAAUUCCAUUUCUGACCUUUUUUAUUUAAUAAAGAUUCUUUAAGUGGAUACAUUUAAUAUUCAAAAAUUCUUGGUUUUCGCUGUAUGUAAUCUAUGCAAUUAGUUUAAGUAAUCUUAUAUAGAGGAAGUUGUUUGCCACAUGAGCCUUAGAUACUACAAUUCAGAACAAAAAUCACAUAAACCAAAGAAGUAGUAGAAAUAUCUGAGUUGGAUUAAUAUUCAAUAUAUGACUAUUGUUUUGAGGAUUACCAUUUAAGUUUGUAAAUCAUUCAUGUUUGUGAUAGUAAUAUACACUGCAUUGGUAUAUUUUAAAUUUACUAACUUGCUUAAAUUUUGAGAAUUUGUAUACUGGUAUUUCCUAUUCUUCACCUGAAGCUCACUUAUGUCAAUAUAGUUUUAUUGUGUCCUAUUUUGGCUUACAAUUAUAUGUAAAGAACAUUGAAAUUGAGGCGUGAUGAAACUAUAAUGGAUUCCCCUUCAUAUGUCUUAUGACUGAAAUUCCAUUUCUGACCUUUAUAAUUCUUUAAAGAUGCAUUUAAGUGAAUAAGUUUAAAAUUGAAAAGUUGUUUCCACUAUUUUCUGCUAUGUAAUUUAUGUAUUUUAUAUGGAGGAAGUUGUUCGCCAUAUGAGCCUUAAAUUCUAACAAUAUAAAAAAAAAUUCUUAUAAACUGAUGAAAUGGCAAAAAUUAUCUUAGUGGGAUUAUAUUCAAAAUUGACUGGUAUAAAAAAAAGAGUUGUGAAGAUUACCCUUUACUUUAAGUUUAUUAUUCAUUCAUAUUUGUGAAGGUAAAAUAGACUUUAUAGUUUCAUUUCAAUUGACUACAAACAUUUCUCAUAAUUAUAUAUAUUAAAUUAACACAUUGGGCAUUCGUUUAUUGGUCCUCCAUCUGAAGCUCACUAAUGUAAAUAAAUAUUUUUAUUGUGUCUUUCAAUAUAAUAUCAGUAAAGAACAUUAAAAUGAAGGUGUGAUGAAACUAUAAUGGAUUCCCCUACAUAUAUUUUUUGAUUGAAAUUACAUUUCUGACCUUCAACAUUUGUUUAAAAAAAUAAUUAAACACCUUCAACAUUUAUUAAAAAAUAAUUAAACUAAAUACAUUUUUAGCUUAAUGUUAAAUUUUAGUAUUGUAAAUAUGUUGGCUAUGACCAUUAAUGCUUAUAUGUGGUUAGUUUCACUGAUGUCCAAAAGUAAGUAGUUUUCUAAUGUAUUUUAACCUGAAGUCAUCAUGAGUAUAUGGUUGGAAAUGAUUACUUCACUAAGAAUAGUGUUUAAAUUAUUGAAUUAAAAUAAGUAGUAUAUUUUUCAGCUUCUUUGAUAUUAGUUAACCUUUUCUUUGAAUCAUAUGAGUGAUCUUUAAUUUAUUUAUAAUUCGAAGUGUUUCUCAAUUAUAUUAAGUGUUCUUAUUAUAUGUACCACACAAUCCUCCAAGAUCCUUUAUCUACACCAAUGCGCUUGCACAAUUAUUUUUUUUGUCACUUCCUUGGCCUCCCAUUUUUCAGUGUUAACAGUUUUAGUGAAAUUUAAUGCAAGAAUGUGGCAUGUUGAAUUUGUAUGUUUAACAUGUUAACUGGUGAGAUAGACUUGAGUGUCUAGAGUUGGUAGCAAAGACUUGCAAUGAUGAUAAAAAUAAUGGUUCUUCCUUUAAUUUAUACACUGACACUCCACACGCGUCUUAAGCGCGAUAGUUCGAAAUGAAGGUGUGAUGAAACUGUAAUGGAUUCCCCUUCAUAUUUUUUUAUGACUGAAAUUCCAUUUCUGACCUUUUUUAUUUAAUAAAUAUUUAAAUUUUGGGCAUUUGUAUACUGGUAUUUCCAAUUAUUCAUCUGAAGCUCACUUAUGUAAAUAUAGUUUUAUUGUGUCCUAUCUUGGCGUACAAUUAUCUAUAAAGAAUAUUGAAAUUGAGGCGUGAUGAAACUAUAAUGGAUUCCCCUUCAUAUGUUUUAUGACUGAAAUUCCAUUUCUGACCUUUAUAAUUGUUUAAAGAUCCUAUUAAGUUAAUAAGUUUAAAAUUGAAAAGUUGUUUCCACUAUUAUCUGCUAUGUAAUUUAUGUAAUUAGUCUCUGUAAUCUUUUAUGGAUGAAGUUGCCAUAUGAGCCUGAUAUUCUGAACAAUUAAAAAAAUAAAUUCCACAUAUUCCGAUAAUUAGUAGAAAAUAUCAUGGUGGGUUAAAGUUUUAAAAUAUGACUUUUAUAGUUGUGAGGAUUACCACAUUAUAAAUCAUUUAUGUUUGUGGAAUUUUGGGCAACUUUAAACUAGUAUUUUAAAUUCAUUAUCUGAAGCUCACUUAUGUAAAUAUAUAGUUUUAUUGUGUCUUAUUUUAGUGUACAAAUAUCUAUAAAGAACACUGAAAUGAAGGUGUGAUGAAACUAUAAUGGAUUCCCCUACAUAUGUAUUUUUGAUUGAAAUUCCAUUUCUGACCUUCAAUCUAUUUUCAAAUUAAGCUGUUUUUGAGUGGACAAUUUUAAUAUUGAAAGCAGCUUCAGUCAGCCAUUAUGAGCUUUUUUAUCACUUGACUUCAAACUUUUGGAUAUUGUAGGUUGCUCACAUUUUGGUACUGUUAUUUUAGGCCUUAUUUAAGGGGAUACAAAAAUCUAUAAGCAGUUUAGUUGGUAUUGCAUUACAGUAGUGACUAUAGUUUGAACUAUCCCUUAAAUAAGCUGGUGUGAUUUUGAACAUGAUCUCUAUUUCUGAUGCUAACUACAAUGGUUUAUGCUUUGCUUUUUGUCUCCAGCCAACUAAGAAGUAUGUAAGCAAAGAAGAAAGCACUCAGAUUCUUAAGGAAGCUCAAGCAUUUGUCAAAUGGCUUGAAGAGGCAGAAGAAGAGACGGAUGAGGAUGAUGAAAAUGAUGAAAAUGAAGAAGAUGUAGAGGUGACUUUUUGUUUUUGGGAUCAAUUUAUUUUCCUGAAUGACCAGUACUGAAAAAGGGUGUUCUUUGUUGAUAUGUGCUCCUUGCCACCACUUUAAAAGGCUUUAUGAUGCAUUGAGCAAUAGCCAAAAAAAAGAGAAAUCACUUUUUUAUCAGAGGGAAGAGAAAUAAAGACCCUAAGCAAGUUUGUAAAAAUUAGUGCCAGAUGUCCUUUUAUGCCUUUUACACAAUUAAUUAGACCAUUAGAAAAGUAUAAAAAUUAUGGAUGAAAUAUUGCUCACUAUUUGCCCUACUUUGCGUUCCUCAGAUCAUCUACUCUAACACCCAGAAAGUUGGUGAAAUCACAGUGGAGCCUGUAAAGUCAACUACUGCCAACUCAACACCUGCUAUCAAUGGAGGCAAAAAGCCAGUUGCUGCAGAUGAUGAUGAUGAGGAUGACAUUGACAUUGAUGAUAUUUGAACCAGCUUAUUGAAGACAUCUUCUGAAAGGCUUAGCAUUUACUUUCCUGGUGGUUACGUCAUGUUAAAAUGGUGAACAGGUUGUGAUUGUGGCCAUUGUUAUUUUUUUUAGGUCAUUUAUCAUAAAAUGCUGAACUUAUUAGGCAAUAUUAGGUCAUAGCUUAUUAUUACGACAAGAUGUAUUAAACUAUAGAUAUAUUAAAGAUAUUUGGAUCACUUUUCCCUUUUUAAACUCUGUAGAUAUUUCACAAGAUAAAAAGUUUUAUCUAAAACAUUUGACUAUUUGUUAAAGAUAUAGUUUAGAUUUUUAAAAAAGUAUAAGUUGAAUAUAAUCAGUGUCUUAAGAUAACUUUACAAAAAUUGUGUUGUUUUUCAGCACCAAUGAAAUCCAUCAUAAUCUGCAGUAGUUUGUCAGUGUUUUAAUAUUUUAUUUUGAUUAAAUUCUCUUCAAUUUUGUCACAUUGUUUCAUUAUCAUGCACAACUGUUCUCUUUCCCCCAAGUCUGAUUGUGAGCAGUUGUUCAUCCUUGGUGUGAUAUAAUUUAUCAUAGGUUGUCAAGUACAAGUUAUUUAGUGGAACAGAGAGAUUUAUCAUUACAAAAAUUAUAUGUACAUGUAUAGCCGGAUGUCAUGUUUAAUGAUUUUAUUCUGUGGAAAGAUAAUAAAGUCUACUGUAAUGAUGCUCUGAUAGUUGAGUUGUAAAAUUGGCCUGUCCAAAACAUGUUUGACCAAAUCAAGUUGAAAGUGAACAACUCAGCAGGACCUAUUUUUUAUGAUCUUCUUUCAUGAAACUAAAGUCAUCAUAUACCUGUGCACAAGUUGAAUUCUUUGUACUUAUCUGUGCUUGAGUUUCUAUCAGCUGUUACCAUAAUGUCAGUGUGGCCAGAAUUAAGGCUCAAGUUUCUCUCCUUUGAUAGGUCUAUAUAUUUGCUCCACUAUUCCAUUCUAAUGCUGGAAGUUAUCUUUAGUAUUGUGUAAGUAACCAUUUGAUCUGUGUCAGUGUAUACAAACAACAGUUUCAUUUAAGCUGGAACAAUAAAACAAUGUUGAAAUCA